Messenger RNA from Theileria annulata, 714 nucleotides. RefSeq lists its product as uncharacterized. The coding region runs from base 1 to 714 and encodes 237 amino acids. NCBI's taxonomy places the organism in Eukaryota, Apicomplexa, Aconoidasida, Piroplasmida, Theileriidae. The transcript has a single exon. The record is from RefSeq and is a predicted model, not a curated record.
AUGGUUACUGACUCUGAUCUUCUAGUCGGCGUCAAACUAACAAAACUAAAGAAUACAAACUACUUAGGCACCCUUAAUAACUCUUCAAACAACAAUUUUUCUAACAAUUCUUCCAAUGACUCACCCAAAUUCGUCUACGACAACCAUGAAAACGGUUCUUCCAACCCCCCAAAAGACGGUGGCAAUAAAGUGAAUAUCUGGGACUAUAUAAACUCCUUGGAAAAAAAGAAUCGAUGCUUAAACUGCGAGAAGCACCAUUUUAAAAACAAGGAAACAAAGGUAUGCACAAAAUGCUCUCCCAUCUGCAAACGAUUCAAGUGUAUUCACUGCAAGGAGGAGUUUGCCGCACACAAAUUUUGCAAAAAAGCCGAAAAGAUCUACAAAAGGACUCUCUGCCUGAACUGCGCCAAGAACAUUGCAACCUACAACAGCGACCCUAAGCUCUGCCGCUACUGCAACUGCUGGGCCUCGUGGCGCGAGAGUUCCGAGUGUGACCGCUGUUUUAAAUUCCUGGAGAAGUUUGGAAACCCAACCAACUGUGAAAUGUGCAACAAGAACUCCUCCUUCAACACCGAAAACAACUUGAACAAGAUUUACAAUAACCUCAAGCUGUGCUACCUUUGCAUUUACGAGUUUAAGAAGAACGACUACUACAUGAAGAAGAAAUUCAAAAAGCACAAGAAGCCACAGGACGGCCAGCCUGAAAAUAAAUAA